CGCUCGAUCCCGCCCGCCGGCUUCGGUCUGUUGUUUUGAUUCCGCCUCCUGCUGCAUAUUUCUUCCCACCAUGUUUACUGGGCUUGUUGAGAAGAUUGGGACGGUCUCGUCCCUCGAGCCCCUCGAUACCUCGUCAAGCGGGGGCGGGGGUACUUCGCUGACCAUCACCGAUUGCGAGGAGAUCCUCGUUGAUGCGCAUCUCGGUGAUAGCAUCGCUGUCAAUGGAACCUGCCUCACAGUCACAGCCUUCGACAAGACCUGGUUCAAAGUCGGCGUCGCCCCAGAGACCCUCCGCCGCACGAACCUCGGCAGUCUGCAGACGGGCUCGAAGGUGAACCUGGAGCGCGCGGUGCUCGGCGAGACGCGGAUGGGCGGCCACUUCGUGCAGGGCCACGUCGACACGAUUGCGCAGAUCCUCUCCGUCACGCCGGACAGCAACGCCCUGGUGUUCCGCUUCCAGCCGCGCGACCAGGGCGUCAUGCGGUACAUCGUGGAGAAAGGCUACGUCACGCUGGACGGCGCCAGCCUGACGGUCACCAAGGUCGUGGACGGCGCGGAGGGGUUCUUCGAGGUCAUGCUCAUCGCGUACACCCAGGAGAAGAUCGUGACGGCCGCCAAGAAGCCCGGCGAUUAUGUGAAUGUCGAGAUCGAUAUCGUGGGCAAGUAUGUGGAGAAGAGCGUGCAGGCGUACUUUGCUGGUUCGGCCUCUGCGGGUGGGGAUUUCAGCGUGCUGGAGAAGAUGGUGUCUCGGAUUGUGGAUGAGAAGUUGAAGCGGUGAUUUUUCGAUCAUCACUGGAAAGCAAGGAACAACAAAAAAAGCGAAAAACAACCAAUGAUUCAGUUGACCUAUGACGGUAAUGAGUUUACGUAGUUUCAUGAUUGAG
This is a messenger RNA of Aspergillus saccharolyticus JOP 1030-1, 884 nucleotides long. RefSeq names its product riboflavin synthase. Gene Ontology annotation, biological process: riboflavin biosynthetic process. Lineage: Eukaryota; Fungi; Ascomycota; Eurotiomycetes; Eurotiales; Aspergillaceae. The record is from RefSeq and is a predicted model, not a curated record. Gene Ontology annotation, molecular function: riboflavin synthase activity. The transcript has 3 exons. The coding region runs from base 71 to 778 and encodes 235 amino acids.